AUGUCUUCCACUUCACCUCAGACAAAACACAGAGACUCCGACAACAAAAACGAGUGGGAUGAUGACGUCACUUGCAUGACGAGCGCAUCAGAACUCUUCUCUACUCGAAGAUCUCGUCUGGAUCGUAGACAGGGUUUGAAUACGAACAGUACUGAUUUGGAGAUCGAAAGUAACAAUUUUGGUAACAUAAAUGGAUCAGACAGGCUUCCUGGAUCUGUUCUGCUUGCAAGGGCAAGACUUUUCGAAAGAUUGAGAGGUGUUUCUUUGUCUAGUAACAGUCGAGCCAGCAGAGUUUCAUUGGGAGAUGAUCAGAUGGAGUCUUCAGGAGUUAGGUUUUCGUUUUCUGCGGAUCCGAAUUAUCAACCAGAAGUGUCUUAUGAUUUGAACAAGAAACCACAAGGUCUCACACAAGGUGCUAUUAACUGUUUAAAUCGCCAAACUUUUAGCUCGGCCAAGGUUGAAACCGAAAUGAGAGAUUGUAGUAUAUGUUUAGAGAGUUUCACAAAAGGCGACAUACUUAUAACCUUACCUUGUACCCAUAGUUUCCAUUCUUCUUGCUUAAACCCUUGGCUUAAAGCUUGUGGAGAUUGCCCGUAUUGUCGUAGAGCCAUAGCUGAAAGCAUAGAAACUUGUAAAUAG
Messenger RNA from Arabis nemorensis, 639 nucleotides. Lineage: Eukaryota; Viridiplantae; Streptophyta; Magnoliopsida; Brassicales; Brassicaceae. The record is from the annotation of a GenBank genome assembly.